ACUGCAUCGUUAGUCGAGCACUUGGUUGGGCAAGCCCAAUUGAGCGAAGUCGGCGCUUUGUCCACAAUCCGACGCGACGCGUCGAGCGCUUCAUACACCGUGACCGUGUUUUUUGGUCUUUCAAGUUGCCACUGGCAUGUUCUCCUUGCUUUUGCAUCGUGAAAGGUAGAAUUUGCUAGACGAGACCCAGCUACAUGUGCGAGUGUUGCCAUAUUUUGACUUACGUGCGGCUCUUGGCAGGACGAUUAACCUUCGGUGCACAAGACGACGGACGACGUUCUUCACCCUUGAAUCUUCUUUGAGCUUAUAGAACUACUUGAACUAUGCAAGCGACGCUUGAUGCGCCUGCUCUGAAACAACUGGUCCGCGCUUUGACGUGCCUGUCUAGAUAUGGUGACGACCUGAUGAUAAUCGCCUCACUCAAUCGACUAUUGCUCCAUACGACGAAUACCUCGCAAACCGCGUAUGGACGAAUCGUAUACAACAGUCGUUUCUUUGUUCGAUAUCGCGUGGAUCCUCGGUCCAUGGACGAGGAUAUGAACGUUGAUGGACAGCUUUCAAUAAAAUCCUUGCUGGGUGUUCUCAAACCCAAGACAGUUGAGAAGACCGUCACUAAAUGCGACCUCUCCAUCGUGCAUGGCGAAGCUCCAGAGGGUGAAGAGGAUGAAGACCAUGACAGUCUUGAAAGCAAGCUGAUUGUUCGCUUGUAUUGCAAACAUGGCGUUGUCAAGACACACCGACUAUUGCUUGCAGAAACUCUGAAGCAUAUGGCCCCAAAUGUCCCUGAUUCUGUUGAAGAGUCCAACCUCAGCAUCCCACCAAAGAAUCUAAAAGACAUCAUUGAGCACUUCAACACCGCGAAAGUUGGGAAGGUGGAUCCUCAGUUAAUUUGGACGUUCGAUACGGACAGCGUCCUUGUUCGGAGCCAAGAAAGCUUCAAUUCCAAAGGGACAAGCCAGAUAGCUACCGAGUUUUCAGUUGGUGCAGACGAAUUCACAACAUAUGACAUAUUCGCUCCUCCGGUCACAAUUGCGUUCCAUCUGCGCGAGUUUAGUGCUAUGAUGGCGUUUGCUGAAGCGUGUGGUCUUUCGGUCCAUAUGCAAUUCACCGUUCCCGGGAACCCUCUCUUCGUACAACCCGAAGGUGGUGAAUUCUACGAAACCCUCUUCAUCAUCUCGUUGACCCAGGUCAUUACCUCCGGAAACACGAGUCAAGCCUCCAAUAAUCGAUCAGCGCCCCAGCGACAGCCGCAACCGCAGCCUCAACGCAGGAAACGUCCUCUGGAGGACGAUAGUAACCAAUCCAGUGCUUCAGUGAACGAAAAUGGUGAUAGUCAGGCACACCGGCAGCCUGAAAGAAUUCCAAUUCGUCCCAAACAACCCAUGAAAGCUAUUGUGCGGACAAAUCGUGCUGAAUCUUCUGCGCGAGACAUGGAGUCUCCAGCUCCUGGAGGAUCUAGAGGAUCUAUGCCUCCACCUUCUCUGCCCGCUUCUGCAAUGAAACGAGGACCUACUGCUAGCCAACGAACCGAUCCUGAUCCUCCCCCAUCAGAGCAGCCGUUAUUCCUGCCCAGUUCUCAGCUGUCUCAGCUGUCUCAAUUAUCUCGCGAGGCCGAGGAAGCGAUCAUUCAGUCUGGGCUUGGAAUCGAGAACAUGGAUAUGGCGGAGUUCGCAGCGAUGUUGGAGGAUGAAGGCGAAGAGGUCGGAUUUAACGUUGAUGAAGAUGGAGAGGGUGGUGCACAGGGUGAGGACGUGCAGAUGCGAGAAAGUAGCCUGGAGAUCUGGGAGACGGGGACUCAGUUGGGGCCAACCCAGGAGAGUAGGAGCGAUAGGGUGUUCAAACCUCUUUUUGAUGACUAGACGCAACAUCUUGGACGGUGUAUGCUAUAGAUGCGCAUAAUGUACAACAACACUGCAAUAGAACUUCGUAAUGUGCGCCCCAAAUUCCCGCCUCUUCCGCCGCCUUUAUUUUGUUUCGCCAAUGCCUAUAAUGUCCGUCAGUAUUCUUGAAACGUCUUGGUCACGGGCCCGAAGACCUUCGGCCUACCUCCUAUGGCUGCAAUUUCAACUCCAUCAUUUGUAUCUCCAUUGCGCCCCUCUUGAAAAUCUCGCGCAAAUGCAGCACCCCUUGCUUUCUGCGAAGAGUGCGGCGACGAUUAGGGUGCGAUGACGAUAACGGGAUAUCUUUCGAAUGGGUCCGACGCAGUUCCCUUGAGCGGGGUUUAGGGAAAGGCCAGUUAUCCGCAUAAUCGCGCCUCGCUCUUCGCUCUCUGCUCGAAGACGUGCGUUGACUGAGGCGCAUCGGAAAGUGUCGAGAUGUUGUUGCACUCAUCGAGGAUAUGGGCUCAGUGGAUGCCAUGGUCAUAGUGGAUGAUGAGUGGGUUAGAGGAUGUUAGGUGUGGUAUAUGGUGGCGGUGACGAUGCAGGAUGACGAGGGGGUGUAAAGAAGCGAAGGGGAGAGGGCGAGACUCUAUAUAUCUGUUUUACGGUCACGCAAGGCCCUUGCGCACGCGUACUUCAUAGAAGGAUGAACGAGAGUGGCCCCUAGUACCGGAGCUUCCCGAUCUCGUUGCGCUUCUCGAAUCAUCGUAUAAGACACUCCGUCACUUGUAUCCGGUUUCAAAGGAUAUUCAUCUGAAGAGUGUCUUGAGGUAUAAGGCAUACGGAAACAAGUGAAUGCGAUAGCGUAACAAACCUAGGCUGAAUCUAAGACUCGGAAAAUCCCAAUUAACACGGCCUGUCACGUUGUGACAACACGCGUCUUCAGGACGCGUCCGACGUGCAUUCUUGUUUAUCAAUAACCCCCACCUUAAAUCCAUCAUCUCAUUCU
This is a messenger RNA of Somion occarium, 2829 nucleotides long. NCBI's taxonomy places the organism in Eukaryota, Fungi, Basidiomycota, Agaricomycetes, Polyporales, Cerrenaceae. The record is from the annotation of a GenBank genome assembly.